This is a messenger RNA of Candida albicans SC5314, 1770 nucleotides long. RefSeq names its product NAPDH-dependent diflavin reductase. The coding region runs from base 1 to 1770 and encodes 589 amino acids. Lineage: Eukaryota; Fungi; Ascomycota; Pichiomycetes; Serinales; Debaryomycetaceae. Gene Ontology annotation, cellular component: cytosol. The transcript has a single exon. The record is from RefSeq and is a predicted model, not a curated record. Gene Ontology annotation, molecular function: FMN binding; NADPH-hemoprotein reductase activity; flavin adenine dinucleotide binding.
AUGACAGGUGAAAUAACUAUAUUAUACGGAUCUGAAACUGGUAAUGCAGAAGAAUAUGCCAAGUACUUGAAACAAAGAUUAAGAUCUUACAAUUUGAAACCAAUCAACCUUGCAUCACUAGACGAUUAUCCUUUGAAGCGAUUAGUAACACACACUUCGUAUUUAAUUAUAAUAUGUUCUACAACAGGACAAGGAGAAAUCCCUAGAAAUGGGAAGAAGUUUAUGAAAUUUAUCUUGAAGAAAAAAUUACCUCUGGAUUUAUUCCAGCAUUUGCAAUUAACAACAUUUGGUGUGGGAGACUCGUCGUAUGUUAAAUAUAAUUAUGCUAUAAAAAAAAUUCACACUAGAUUAAUGCAACUAGGGUGUCAGCUUUUAUCUCCUCGGUGUGAGGCUGACGAGAUUUCACCUGAAGGUGUUGAUGGAUACUAUAUUGAAUGGGAGGCUGAACUUAUUGCAGCAUUAUUAAACAAAUUUCCAAGUGCCAGUAAAAUUAGUUCUGAGGCUGUUCCAAUGCCUGAAUAUAGAAUUUCUGUUUCAAAAAGUGACACGACAAUAGAUCCAAAAGAGGUUAUUGACAAUCCCAUUGUGUCACGACUUGGAAAAGAUGGGCUCAAAUUAGGCACUGUAUUAGAAAACAACCGACUCACAAGUUCUAACCAUUUCCAAGACGUUCGAGAUUUUAAGUUUUCCAGCAAUGGGUUGAACUAUCUACCAGGAGAUACUGUUUCAUUGUUUCCAUGUAACUUCGAUGAGGAUGUUGACGCGUUAUUACAACUGCAGCCCCAAUGGCUUAAAAUCGCAGAUAAACCAUUAAAUUUGAAAAAUUUUCCACAUUUAGAGGGCGGGUUUGCUGACAUCUUAACAUUGAGAACGCUAUUCAAGUACCAUCUAGAUAUAAUGUCUAUUCCCAGACGAAGCUUUUUCGCUUUAUUAUGGCAUUUUGUUGACCCAUCGACUGAAGAUGGAGAAAGAGAACAAGAAAAAUUAAAGGAGUUUGGCAGCUUAGAUGAACCAGAAGAGUUGUAUGAUUACGCAAAUAGACCAAGAAGGCUGAUAUUGGAAACUUUACUAGAAUUCGAAAAUAAUUUAACUAUACCGGUUUCGUAUAUUCUAGAUUUGUUUCCUUUGAUUAGACCAAGAAUGUUUCUGAUUGCAUCAUGUCCAUCAUCCAAAGAAGUUGAAUUGGUUGUGGCAAUUGUUGAAUACAAAACAAUCAUAAGAAAAAUAAGACGUGGGGUGUGUACUAGGUGGCUUAAGAAUUUGAAACCGGGAGAUCAAUUCCUAUUCUCGAUACAAAGAUCCAGUUUCAAGUAUAAAGACGAUAAUAGCCCUAUCAUUAUGGUGGCUCCAGGUACUGGUAUAGCACCCAUGAAGUCUUUGAUUGAUGAAGUGAUACAAAACAACUCUAAGCAAGAGCUUUAUUUAUUUUUUGGAUGCCGCUUCAAAGAGAAGGAUAAUUUAAUCGAAUCGUUUUGGCAUGGAAAUGAAAAUCAAAAUCUACAUUUAGUCAGUGCUUAUUCAAGAGACUCGAAUUCCAAAUAUAGGUACGUUCAAGAUGCGUUGUUUGCCCAUUCAGAACUAAUUGGAAAAUUGUUAAUUGAACAGAAUGCAAAAGUGUUUGUAUGUGGAUCGAGUGGGAAAAUGCCUAGAGAAGUAAAGAUAACUUUUGUUGAAAUAGUAAAGAAAUUCACGGGAAUGGACGAGGGAGAUGCUCAAAAGUACAUUAUCGGCUUAGAGGACAAUGGUAGGUAUAAGGAAGAUGCUUGGUAG